Messenger RNA from Diceros bicornis minor, 2521 nucleotides. RefSeq lists its product as uncharacterized. The record is from RefSeq and is a predicted model, not a curated record. The coding region runs from base 26 to 547 and encodes 173 amino acids. NCBI's taxonomy places the organism in Eukaryota, Metazoa, Chordata, Mammalia, Perissodactyla, Rhinocerotidae. The transcript is spliced from 2 exons.
GUAGUUGUAGCCCUCGUCCGAGUCCAUGGCGCGACGCGCGGGGGCCCGGCGGACGCUGGCCCUGAGGCGGGGAGAGGGCGGGGACGCCGAGGCCCCGGCUCUCGCUCCGGCUCCGGCUGAUGUCCGGACGCAGGCCUGGCUCCGGCCCCGCGGGCCGCGGCUCCUCCCCGGGCGCGGCGGUUGGCGGUUGGCGGCUGGCGGCGGCGGGGAGGGCGCGGAGGAGGGAGGGAGGGAGCGAGGGGGCCGCUUGCCGCCCGCCCCAGUCAGACGCGGCUCCUCUCCGGCCUCCGAGAGAAAACAGUCCCCAGCGCCACCUCCACGGCCGCUGCUACCGCUCCUGAGCCAACAAAGGGGCGUGCGUCACCGCGUCGCGCUGCGUCGUCGCGUCACUCCUCUUGGCGUCACCGCGCCCCGCCCCGCCGCCCCUGCGUGGAGUUCGGGGAGACCCCACAGCCCGGCAUGGCCGUGGGAGCGCGGCCGCGAGAAUUGGCUACUGGGUUCCAGCUGUCGUGGCUCUGUUGGUGGCACCAGUGGACCCAGUACUUGAGGAGGCUACGGGCUUCUGGUCACCGAAAGAGGGGGCCCUGGGUCGCCUGGGUGGUUGUUUUUGCCCCAGGCCAUGGGGAUCCAGCCCCCUCACGCAAUCCAGUGGGGAAGGCGGCCUUCCCCCCGGGCCAUAGAGACACUUCCCGCCCGCCCUAGAGUAAUUCCGGGAAGACCUAGGCUCUUGAGCUAAAAUUCCUGUUGUCAGGGCUGCUAAAUGGAAAUCUGUUUUAUGCAGAACCUCUAAACUUUGUGACAGGUCUCCGUGAAAACUUGAAGCUUGUGUGGAAGACGAGGAGGGGGCCUGAUGUGCAUGUCCUCCACGGCACCCCUUGUCUAGGGUUUCUCUAGGGCAAAUGCCCAUCUCACCUCUCACAUCCCCAGUGGUACCUCAGCCUUUAAUAUACUUCAUGGCAAGACAGGAUUGAUGUUGGAAUUCAACAGAUUGGACACAAGUGAUACAAUGCAGCCUAGUUAUGAAUGUGUAAAGGACUGCAGCAAGGAACAAAAAAGAAAUGACUUAAGGACCUGAAGAUUGGAGUGACCAAGGGAACCCAGAAAACAGCAGCAUCUGAUGGGUCCAACUAACCCCAAAGCUUUCAGAAAUGAAAAAGCUUUUUCUUUAUUUUCUUUGUUUGUUUCUUUCUUGGUUUUUUGUUUUUCAUUUGUUUUAAGACAAUACUAAGACUUAAAAGGCAUAGUCACCUCUUCCAGCUCUAGGAACCAGAUGCCACUCCUUACGGUUAUUUUGCAAUGUGGCAAGAACCGGUUCUUCAAUUUUGUCUUUCCAGCUAUCCCCUCACAGACAUCAUCCGUAAAUAAUAAUAGAGGGCUUGUGAUACAUGACUUCUUGUCCAGGAUUCUUUAUGAGCUACCUCACAUUUCGCUUUCAUGAAAAGGUGAUUUAACAUGCUGGAUGCAUGGCUUGACACACUCGAAUGCUGAAGCACUGAACAGAGUUCCCAUUUUAAAGAGUUUGAAAGGUCAAUAAAAUAAUAAAAAUCAUUACAUUGUAUCUAAAUGUUAUUAAAAUGUAAUAGCCCCAAAGUUAUACUAUAGUUAUUGAUUGGUAUAUUUUUUUACAUAAAGCAAAGCUGAGUAUACAUAGACACAUUUUUUGUGAAUGAUAACAAACUGCAUGUAUGAGUUAUGAGCCUUUGUUUUCUUUUAGGAUUGAAUGUGGGAGGUUGCAGAUGGAGAGGGUCAGAUAGAGGGAUGUUGUGCCAAAGUGAAUAUUCUGACUCAGCAAACUUUGAGAGGCACUAUAGCCAGAAGCCCCACUUAUUAAGUAUAUGACUUUUGGCAAGUUACUUAACCUCUUAAGAGCCUGUUUUCCCAUAUAAGAAAAAAUAGGAAUAAUAAUAGGAUUUUCUUCACUGGGUUGUAAUGAUUAACUUACUUAAUGUAAAGGACUAAUUAUGUUAUCAUUAUUGACACAGAAAAUGUACAGUGUUUUGUUUCAGAACUGAGAAUAUAAAAAGAUGAUUAUUCAGUCAAUUUUAAAGCAUUUGAAGAGUACAGACCAUUAUUCAUUUGUCAAAUUGUUGAAAAAUGUUGCUGUGCUCUUGUAUGCCUGUAUUUUUAUUGGUUAAUUCAGCAAGUUGAUUGUUUACCAACAGUAUGUCAGGCACUGUACUAGAUGUUGAGAAUAAGAAGAUAAACAAAGUCAUUUCAGCUCUCAAGAUGCUCACAGACUAGUGAGGGAAACAGACAUGUAAACCAUUAAUUACAUUAUAAUAUGAUAAGUACUAUAGUGAAGUAUGAUCUGAAUGUUAGAGGAGCAAGAAGUUAGGCAUUUCAGUGUGGGAGGUAGACAGGGUGUUAUGGAGGGGGAGGUGUGGCCUGAGCUGAGUAUUGGAGGAAAAACAAAUAAUAUUCUGGAAAGAGGGAGUAUGUAUGUGCAUAUAUGUAUGAAAGAAUAUGGCAUAUUUGAACCAUGGCCUGUUUGGGGAACUGCCAAUAGGUCAACAUGCUUGAA